UUUGCACUUAUCAUCAAUUACUAUAAUUUGAAAAGAUAUUCAUUCAGUGUUGGGCAGGAAGGAUAAUUAGUGAUUUUGUCAUAUCUUUGAUCGAUAUUGGAGAGGAUUUUUUGUAAUUUUGAGUGUUUCGUUUUCCAGUAAGGUUAUAGGUUAGAGAUUCCAUGGUUUGAAAUUAAAAAAUUGGAUGGAUGGUAGGUCAACCAUUAUCCACCCACUCAAUUUUUUAUAAGUCACUUAUUUUAGAACUCAUAUCCACACAUAAAAACCAUCCAUAGCAUAAUGGAUGGUUCAAUUGCGGAUGUUCACCUCUAAAUAUAUCUUUUUAUUUUAUUUUAAACAGAAUCCCUAACCGAGAUUAUAUAUAUGAUUUGAGUGACUAAACAUGUAAAAAAAAAUCAAGUUAUCUUAUCCGUAUGGUAGCUACGUUGGGAGUUGGGACAGAAAAACCAGCUCGGUAUAGUAACUUAUGGCCUCUGGGUAAGGUUUUUGAAUUUAGACAACAAAAUUUCAUAUCCCAACAGUGGAUCGAUCAGCGCAUCACCACUCCUCUCCCACCGGCGGCCCGCCCACGAUGUGUACGCUGGAGAAGCGCGGGGAUAUCUUCUUCCUAACGUUGAUCGGCGACAGCGACGAGCACCGCCUCAGCCCGGCCGCAAUCGCCGACAUCCUCUCAUCCCUCCGCGAAGCCAAAUCGCAGGCCACCAGGGGCUCGGUCCUCAUCACCACAUCCCAGGGCCGAUUCUUCUCCAACGGCUUCGAUCUGGGCUGGGCCCGGUCCGCCGGGUCCAGAUCCGAGGCCGCCGAGCGGCUCAACCACAUGGUCGACUCGUUCCGCCCCAUCGUCGCCGAGCUGAUCUCCCUCCCGAUGCCGACCGUCGCCGUCGUCCAGGGCCACGCCGCCGCCGCCGGGUUCGCCCUCGCCCUCUGCCACGAUUACGUGCUCAUGAGGAGCGACAGAGGGGUUCUGUACAUGAGCGAGGUGGAUUUGGGGAUUCCCUUGCCGGACUACUUCACCGUGCUGUUUCGGGCCAAGAUCGGGUCGGUUUCGGCCCGGCGGGAUGCGCUGCUGAGAGCGACGAAGAUCAGGGGAGCGGAUGCGGCGAGGCUGGGGAUCGUCGACGGGGUGAAGGGUAGCGAGGAGGAGCUGAAGGACGCCGGAAUUCGCCUGGCGGAGCAGUUGGCGGCCAGGAAGUGGGACGGCGAGAUUUACAAGGUGAUAAGGCAGAGUUUGUAUCCGGAGCUUUGUGGCCUCCUUGGUUUGGACGUUUCCAAACCAGUCUUGUCCAAGCUUUGAAAUUGCAGAUCUACCCAUCACGCAUCCUCGGCUUUAAUCUUGCAGGUGUGAUCUGAAAUUGGAUUUGGGUAAUGGGGAUUUCUGUUUGCUGGCCCUGCUUUUCCCCCCUUGUAUCUCAGUCCCAUUCUGGUGUAUCUCUGGGUUGCUUCUUAAUAAAUUUUCACCUGCAUAUCAUAAAUGGUUGAUUACCCGAAACCAAAUGAUGGGAUUGGGAAAGGAAGCUGUUUGAAUUGGUUUCUGCAGCAAUGGGGCUGAACCCUGAUUGCCUUAACAAUAUAGGUUUUGCUCGAAACUCGAAAGGCUGCUGCUUCUGGGUUGUCCUGAACCAGACAGCAGCUUUCUUAUGGUGCUUCUGCAAGGACCAAAUGGGAGGUCUUCCAGGUUCUUUUGUGAUUGUCAGUGUGUUGAUGCGAAGAAGCCCACAACAAAUGCUCUUGUUUUGAACCUGGGAAACUUGCUGCAAUGGAGUCCUUACUUAAACUUGUUGGUUCUGAAUCUCAGUUUUGGUGGCAAAUGUGUGUUACCGUCGAUCUCUGAUGACGAAUCUAGAAGCUCCUGGGAAACUACCGUGAAUGAGUUUUGCUUGAACAUUACUAUGCCAAAUGGCUUUAAUGGGAUCUCUGGGCUCGAGCAAUUUCAGGGCAGAGAGAGAGAGAGAGAUGGGAAAUUGUCUCCUCCGCCCUCCCUCUCGCAUAAACAACGAUAGUUCGGAAGCGACACGCCACUAAUUACCCUCAUUUUCCAGCAUCCCAUCAUCAAAUCAGGAUUAGGUCGAACAUAAAUUUGAUAUUAUUUAUUCUCUUCUUCUUGAUCGGACCCAUUAAAUUAAUCGAGUUGCAAAUAUCUCAUAAACUCAUUGUCAGCUCAAUGCCCAAUAGGACAUCAGUCCAGCUUGGUUUACAAUAACCAAUUCACGUCUUUGUCAUUUGUCCAUGUGCAUAUCCAUUCAAUAAUUAUGCAUUUUCUAUAAAAAAAACAUUAGAUAGGAAACACGAGGAAUAAGAAAAUAAACAUUUGUGUUAGUAUUACAUUGUAACAGCCGUCUGAGAACGCCAUUAUUUGGGGAGGAAGAACAGAGGCCAAGGGCCAAACUCUUAGCUGUAACUUAGUCUAUUCUACUUUGCAUUUUGCAAUAAUAAUACGAUUCGAUAGCAAUCCUGCCGACAACCAUUAGGGGUUGCAGGCUUUGUAGUUAGGCUUGGAAGAUUAUCACGAAUCUAGAAGUGGACCAAGUUUGCAUUAUGCGUGUCAUAGUUUAAAGGCUUAGAAAGAUCCUAGAUGUUGCCAAAAAGAUACUUGUUCCAUGGACUACUCUAAAUACCCUCUUUAUAUUUAUGGGCUAGCUCUAAUUUGAUUAUCAUGAAAAUACUUGUUUGUUUCAUGGAGUGCCCUAAUGGCUUUGUAUAUAUAAUGGAAAAAAAUAUACUAAUGGAUAGAGAUUCUCGGGUCGUCUAGCAUGAGGACAAAUGAAAUAAUCUGUGUGUGAGAGACUCAACAUCUCUAAAAACUAAUCACAUUUGAUGAUAUUGAAUUUUACAAUCACAUAUAGAGAGUGAUACCGACGCAUUUUGGACUAAACUUGAUCCCUAGGAUGUGGUUACUUAUCACCGGUCUUGUCAACCAAGAAAGUUAAGACAAUGAACAUGAGGUUGUGGA
Molecule: messenger RNA, 2950 nt
Organism: Linum trigynum
Lineage: Eukaryota; Viridiplantae; Streptophyta; Magnoliopsida; Malpighiales; Linaceae
Source: the annotation of a GenBank genome assembly